AUUACCAUACCAAAGUCCAAACGCUUUAGGAGGCCAAGGAGGCUUAUCCUCUUUCUUCCAAAACAGCACUUCCUUUACGGGAGGCACGCAGAUAGGCGAACGCAAGAAUGUUGAGCCUCGUCGGCGCUUCGCCUUCGAACUUUCUCUUCCCUCCCAAGACCCUUUUGUCAAUUCCCGGAUCUUCCUUCCAUGGCAUGCGAAUUCAACCCGUAUUCCACAUUCGCUCACCCCCCUCCUCGUCUUCGCUCCGAAACCCUCGAGCUUCCGUUGUGAUGAUGGCGAAGAGAGAAGAAGAAAUGAAGGAGAUCAGAGCCAAAACUACCGUGGAACUCAACGAAGAAGUCAUUGACCUCAAGGGCGAGCUCUUCAUGCUUCGCCUUCAGAAGUCGGUGCGAAACGAGUUCAAAUCCAGCGAGUUUCGUCGCAUGCGGAAAAGGGUUGCUCGCAUACUUACUGUUAAACGGGAAAGAGAGAUGGAGGAGGGAAUCAACAAGAGGCUGUCAAGAAAGCUUGAUAGACAAUGGAAGAAGAGCAUUGUUGUUAGACCACCUCCAUCUUUGAAAAAGCUUCAAGAGGAAGAGGCAGCUGCCGAAGCUGAGAAGUCAACAUGAACCAAUCUAAUCUCUAGACAAUGGAAAAUUUGAACUUUUUUGGCUAUAAGCAUAAGGUUGUUCAGAUUGUUGGUUGAUCUUCUGUCUCAAACUAUGUGAUGUAUUAUAUUUGUUGAUUUAUUUACUAAAUUUACAUUUGGUGCCUCCUCCUUGCUGCAUGUAUUCUGGCAAGAUGAUGCUAGGUUGCUAGGUAUUCCUGAGAUAUUAACAACAAAACAUGGUGCAAUGAUCGGCUUAUAUGGUAAUGUGAAUUUCAGCUCCUUGUAUUUGAAUUUGAAGGCCCAAAUAUAAAUGCACCGUUUGGACAUUUUUGGAA
Malania oleifera is the source of this 927-nucleotide messenger RNA. RefSeq names its product large ribosomal subunit protein uL29c. Bases 108 to 611 code for a protein of 167 amino acids. The transcript has 2 exons. Lineage: Eukaryota; Viridiplantae; Streptophyta; Magnoliopsida; Santalales; Ximeniaceae. The record is from RefSeq and is a predicted model, not a curated record. Gene Ontology annotation, biological process: translation. Gene Ontology annotation, molecular function: structural constituent of ribosome. Gene Ontology annotation, cellular component: chloroplast; ribosome.